Ostrinia furnacalis (Asian corn borer) is the source of this 1902-nucleotide messenger RNA. RefSeq names its product muscle M-line assembly protein unc-89-like. The coding region runs from base 221 to 1294 and encodes 357 amino acids. The record is from RefSeq and is a predicted model, not a curated record. NCBI's taxonomy places the organism in Eukaryota, Metazoa, Arthropoda, Insecta, Lepidoptera, Crambidae. The transcript has a single exon.
UCUAAAAUCAAAGGUAAAAUAAUGAAGCGUCAUAAUGUUUUGGAGAUAAGUAAGAACUUAAACCGUUCAAGUGUGUAUAGUUUUACUAAGUUCAAUAGGUACCUAUUUACUCUUUAAUUUUUUUCUAGGUAUCAUUGUUUUGUACGCUAGACUUGUAACUGGAGUGUCCAUAAAAAUUACAGAUGGUAAGUUGAAUGUUGAUGAGUUUCUGAAGAAAGUGAUGAAAUCUGACAAAUUUGAUGAAAUGGCUGAGAAAAUAGCCGACAAAGCUGUUGAAAAGUUUCAAAAAAUCAAUAAAGUAACGGACACUGCCUCUGUGCCUGAAGCUAUCGUAAAUAAAGAAGGAAUUACAUACAGGGUUUUAGAGAGUGAUGCUAAGGAACCGAAUAAUUCUGAAUCAAAAAUAGAUGAUACCGAAACGGAGACCAAGGCUUCUCCACGACCAGUUAUCAAGAAAAUAGACACUGAAGCAGUUAUAAAAAAAUCUGAAGAUUCUUUCAAUGAUUUAAGUUUGAAAUACAAACAAUUCACCAAAAGCGUUUACGGAAUGAAACCUAAAGAACUAGACGCAAAACGUCUGUCCAAUAUUGAAGGUGAAUCUUUAGAAAAAGAAAAUGAAAUGUACGAGCAAAACUUGGCAGCAAAGGCUAAAAAGCGAGGUUCUAUCGGUGAAGCAAGCUCAAUGAAAAUAGAACCUGUAAACGACAGAAGCACGAAGCUCAGUAGACUGAUAAAGAAGUCUGUGAAAACUACACCACAAGAUAUGAAUUAUAGCGGUGAUGGAACCGAUACAAAAGACAGCGAAUUUGAAAAAGAUGACAAAUCUAUUGCUUCAGACCAAAAAGAAAACGAUGGUCCGUACACUGAAACUGUAAAACAGAAAGCCAGUAGCAAGGAACAAACAGAUCGAAGUCACGAAAGGACUCUUGAAUCGGAUUCUUCCAAUAAAGAAGACGUUAGAAAUAAUGAGGACCACAGUGAUGGUGAAUACAAAAAAAGAAAACCGGCAUAUGAAUAUUUACAUUUGCCUGACCAUAGCAAAGAUCUUGACAGUACAAAAUCUAGCAAAAAGGAUAAAAAAACAACAACUUCAAAACAAUUUUUCGAAGAAAAGGUAGUUCCUAAGCCUAAAGAAAUAGAAGAAAAACGUGAUAGUUCAGCUAAAGUUGAUUCAAGUCCAGUGCGUAAAGAAGGAAACAAAUUAUACACGUAUCAGAAAUCCGCGGAAUAUGAAGACUAUCAUGAGAAACUUGCUAGUAUUCAAAAUCAAUUGAAAACAACACGUAAUUAUUAAACUAGUUUUGAUUUGUCAAUCGAAUACUUAUUAUCCUAUCCUUUUUGCAUUAUUCACACAUUUUUAAAAAUCAUUUAACUGAAUAAAGGUUUUAAGCGGUUGAGGCCAUCAAUAAAAGGAAAGAUUUCUAUCUGUAUUUGAUGUAUACGUUCGCCGCGCUAAGUUUUAUAGAUGAACUACACUGAAAUGUCCCACCGACGACAUUGACAGAAGGGCGCCACCAUCUUCGUUCAAAUACAUGGUUUCCACCGUGGCAAAAGUCGGAACCAGCGAUCCGCUAUUGACGGUGGCCCCCCUGUCAGUGUCAAAAAAAGGACAUUUCAGUGUAGUUCAUCUUUAACACUGUUUGACUGACUGACAAGUGCUUUCUGUCUCUCUAACUUUUUCUGCGUGAACUUAAUUUGUAUUAAGCGCGCUCUACACUCGCUCGCGAUUCUUGCUGUGAAUUGACGCCGCGAUUCGCGCCUUGUACUUCGCGUUCAUAUGUGUCUCUCCACACUCGCGAAGCCUCGCAGUCUCGUUCGCGGCCUCAAUGGAUGACGACGUGAUUGUUGCUGCUGCGGUGACGCUCUAUGCUAUAUCGUAUUACAAUUACCUAUGUAUUAAAA